This is a messenger RNA of Aspergillus affinis, 1962 nucleotides long. Its product is annotated as putative R3H and G-patch domain protein. The coding region runs from base 1 to 1962 and encodes 653 amino acids. NCBI's taxonomy places the organism in Eukaryota, Fungi, Ascomycota, Eurotiomycetes, Eurotiales, Aspergillaceae. The record is from RefSeq and is a predicted model, not a curated record. Gene Ontology annotation, molecular function: nucleic acid binding. The transcript is spliced from 3 exons.
AUGCCCCGCACCAAGAAGGGCAGGGCUCCGGUCAAGAAACGAAACCAUACAACGCCCGUCGAUGUCGUACUGCGCAAUGGAAGACACCAGGCUCAAUUCACCAGCCAUUCUACCGCAGCAAACUUUACCAUGAAUGAAGAAGCACGGAACACAGGAGGGCGCAACUUAUGGCGCGCUGGCUCUCUUCUCCGCCACCAAGCAGUGCAGUUUGUCAGCGCAGGGAAACUACAACCGGCGGACGAUGAGUUGCCACAGCAGACCCCAAGCGUUAAUAGGACAAUCGAUGAAUCGCAAACCGUGAUAGAAAGCGCAACCACCACACCCGUACAAACGGUAGACUCGAAUACGGCAGACGAUGGCACACCGUUUUUCAUUGACCUAAUCGGCGAAGCAGCUCCGGAGACGGGAAUGGCAGAUCCAAUCACCAAUAUCGCAUCGGAUGAGUCCAGCGAAGAUGAAAUAGUGUUUCAUGGCCGGAAAAAGUGGAAUGAACCCAGCACGCGUCUUUUAAAUGAUCACACGGAAUUUUAUAUCAACAUCCAAAAUUCGGCAAGGAGAAAAAGUCACGAUGCCGGCAAGCCGCCUGCAACAGCAUCUGCUGAGAUGCCCGCCAAUGGCCCACCAGCAGCCUCGGAUAGCUGUCAGGCGACGCCAUAUAUAGAGACAAAGCCAAGCAAGGAUAGCAGCAUAUGCAUGGACACACAAACGCAGCAGCCCGAGAAACAAUAUGCAGACAAUAUUUUUGAUGGCGAAUUCGAUGUCCUCACCGACUACAUCUCAAACAUGGACGACGUGUAUCUCUAUAUGGAUACCUCACAUCAUCCAGAGCGUGAACCAGACGUUGAAUUAGCGACUCGAGAAGCUCAAAACCAUACUGGUGAACAUGCUCCUAGACGCAACCGCGCGCAAUCAAUCCACGAAUCUCCCGAGCAAGAAAACAGCCCCCAGGAAGAAGAGGACGUGGAAAGAUCGCAGAGCUCUACACCCGCUAAACCCCAAAGCACAGACCCUCUAGAUGAUGAUACGGAAAGCCAGUCAAGCAACACCUACGACAGUGAGUUUGAUGUGGAUCUUGAUGAAUUAGAUGUGUUAGAGGAGUUGUCCUUGCAGGAUCGAGGUCAAAGGAACCCAAACCAGCAGAGGCUUGCCAAAAAAGUGGGAAAUAAAUUCGCCUCAGCAACCGCAUUCGCCGAUGCCUUAGAAUCGGAUCAUUACUAUGGAUUUGAUAUCAUGGAUUUCGACAGACCCAGUCUUCGAAAAAAAUCGAAAGCCAAGCGCCACGCCCCCGAUUUUGACCUCUCUGAUCCUGAGCUUGAGAUGGAACUGGUUAGAGCAUGGCAAAACGACCGGGAAAAGAAGAAAACCAGAAAGCAAAAGCGAGAAGAGCUUCGCUCUAGGGGUCUGUUAGGUCGAAACAAAGACAACGCAGAUCUGAAUGUCAAGUACGCAAAUGGCAUUGGAGUUGAAGAGUUGAGAACAGAAAUACACACGUUCCUUCUCACACCACGGAAUAGCCUUCCUCUCCCUCCUAUGCCGAAGCAGCGGAGGAAGGUAAUACAUGAUCUAGCGAAUGCUCUAUCUCUGAACUCAAAAUCACGAGGGAAAGGGGCCUCACGAUUCCCCAUUCUGCACAAAACUUCACGCACCCCAGAAUACAGCCCGAAGACGGUUUUGCAAAUAAACAGAAUAUUAUCAGCAGGGAGUUUCAAGGCCAGGACCGCGAAACAAAACGUCAACAAAAUCUCUAAACCUCGGCGUGGCCAGCCCGGUGGCGCCGUUUCAUAUAUGGAUGGUGAUGUUGUUGGCGCAUCCGCGCCUGAAAUAGGUGUUGAAAAUAAAGGGAGAGCCAUGCUAGAAAAAAUGGGAUGGAGUACAGGCACUGCUCUUGGCGCUUCUAACAACAAAGGAAUUCUUUUGCCAGUUGCACACGUGGUUAAAAACUCCAAGGCUGGCUUGGGAUAA